GAGAGAGAGAGAGAGAGAGAGAGAGUCCACGCAACGUUUGGCCGAAUUGGCUGCUAACGCGAAUCGAAAGAAACGAACAAUCGAUGUUUCGUCGUCGCUGCAAGUUUUGUUGAUGCGAAAAUAGAUUCCAUCUCGCAGAUUUUGUCAUGUUUGUGAGAGAUUGAUCCUGGUGCAUCUCGUGGGUGAGAUUCUCCGACGCGAUGAUAACGAGAUCGAAUCUAGCAGAACAGCUGAGGGAGUAUCAGAUUAGAUCAAAGCAUGAUUGGGCCUCCGUUUCUUUCUUCUCUUCUACCUCCAAUUUCUCUUCAUCCAGGGUCGAUGUUGUAGUCUUUGUCAUAUGGGAGCUAGUGAUCUUAGCGUUCCUGGUGUUUUCAGCUGUAUCCUUGUACUUCAGGCGGUUGCAACUCGCAUUCAUCCUGGGUUGUGUCACCUUACUAUUGCUUGUUUGUAUGAAAUUCACAAAGCAAGUGAGACAAGCCAGGAAAAAGAAGCGAAGGAUGCUUCUUCCUCUCUCUAUGUAAAGACCAAUACCACUCAGCAGUUGCAAACCUUUUUUUUUAUCUUCUCACGCAACUAAACCCAACUCUUUCUUGGCAUGAGCAUUGAUGAAGAUGAUGGCAAAGCUCAGACUGACUCUGGGACACAUUGCUUUUGUUGUCCUUUGAAGAAGAAUCGACCUGACUUGAGAUAUGAAACCAGGGAAUGCAAUUUCAGGGCUUAGGUUAGACAAAUCAGAACAAAAGUGGUUGUAAAGGUUGUUUUCCUGUAUAAAGUAGUAUGGGAGGUUGCAUUGUUUUUGCUAGGCACAAUCACGGAAGAUGCACUCGAGCGUUUUGUGAUUAAAGAAAUAUACACUUUUCCAUAUAUCUAUGUUACACUUAAUAUCAUGGUGAAGUUCUUUAGA
This is a messenger RNA of Camelina sativa (false flax), 904 nucleotides long. RefSeq lists its product as uncharacterized. NCBI's taxonomy places the organism in Eukaryota, Viridiplantae, Streptophyta, Magnoliopsida, Brassicales, Brassicaceae. The record is from RefSeq and is a predicted model, not a curated record.